Messenger RNA from Chanos chanos (milkfish), 15026 nucleotides. It is a transcript of the gene lrp1ab, whose product is annotated as low density lipoprotein receptor-related protein 1Ab. Gene Ontology annotation, molecular function: calcium ion binding; protein binding; hormone binding. The coding region runs from base 472 to 14130 and encodes 4552 amino acids. Gene Ontology annotation, cellular component: signaling receptor complex; plasma membrane; apical plasma membrane. The transcript is spliced from 89 exons. Lineage: Eukaryota; Metazoa; Chordata; Actinopteri; Gonorynchiformes; Chanidae. Gene Ontology annotation, biological process: receptor-mediated endocytosis. The record is from RefSeq and is a predicted model, not a curated record.
AUCGGAGGCGGUGGGGCAUCGAAGGAAAAGGGCGCCCUUAGUUUAUUUUUAUUUUUUAUUUUUUGAAUAAUCAUUGAAUGCACUGCCUCUACACGGAUUUGCUGUAACAGGCGCUUUUAAUAUUUCGACUCUCUCAGCGUAACGGUUGGUUGCCCCAGUGACCAAUGCUGAUUUUAAACAGCAUUUUUAUUUACGUGUGUAUAUUGGUAAACAUCCGUAAACAACAUACAUGACUGUGCUAUAGCACAACAAGUUGCCUCUCAAGGCUUCUAAAAGCCUCGUUUUUAUAUGAAAUUGUCUGCAUGUUAUUCAGACUGUGCACAGCUACCUUUGCUAGCUAGUGGGAGAGCGUUUUUGGAAGCGCAAGGAACAAGCAGCGGUGUUGGAUCACUGAAAGGCUCGGAUGAGGUAUAUGAAUCCAGCCUUAAAACUUCACCUUUUCAAUAAACGUUUCGUAUAUACUCUAAAGCAAUGACAUCUCGCAACGCAAACAUGUUGGCAAUGGGAUUGCUUUCCCUUGGAUUUCUACUCAGUAUGCAGACAGUUCCCAGCAGAGCCAUUGAUGCUCCUAAGACCUGUAGCCCGAAGCAGUUUGUGUGUAAAGACCAGGUGACCUGCAUCUCAAAGGGCUGGCGCUGUGAUGGAGAGAAGGACUGUCCAGACGGCUCAGACGAGGCCUCCGAUAUCUGUCAGCAUAGUCAUGUUUCCCAGUGCCCACCCAAUGAGUUUGAGUGCCGUGGGACGGACGUGUGUAUCCAUUUGAGCAAGCUUUGUGACUCGGUCCCAGACUGUUCAGAUGGAAGGGAUGAGGGCCCACACUGCCGAGAGUUGGCACCCAACUGUACCAGCCAUGGCUGCCAGUACAACUGCUCAGUGACGCUGACUGGUCCCAGAUGCUACUGUAGGAAUGGCUACGAGAUCGCCGAGGAUGGCAAAACCUGUAAAGAUUUUAAUGAGUGUGCCGUGUAUGGGUCCUGUAGUCAGACCUGUACUAACACGGACGGCUCCUACACCUGCAGCUGUGUGGAGGGCUAUCUGCUACAACCGGACAACCGCUCCUGUAAAGCCAAGAACGACCCAGUGGACCGUUACCCAGUCCUCCUCAUUGCGAACUCCCAAAACAUCCAGGCCACCACCCUGAGUGGCACCUCACUCAACCAGCUCUCCGCCAGCACCAAGCAGACCACUGCCAUGGACUUCAUCUACGCUGAGGAGACCGUCUGCUGGAUCCAUGUGGGAGACACGCCCGCUGCCACCCAGCUCAAGUGUGCCAAGAUCCCCAACAUGAAAAGCUUUACAGAAGAGAGGGUCAUCAAUAUCUCCCUCAGCCUCCACCAUGUGGAGCAAAUGGCUAUAGACUGGUUGACAGGUAAUUUUUAUUUUGUGGAUGAUGUGGAUGACCGCAUCUUCGUUUGCAGUAAGGAUGGAUCCACAUGCGUGACCCUGCUGGACCAAGAGCUGUACAACCCCAAAGGCAUCGCCCUCGAUCCUACCAUGGGGAAAGUCUUCUUCACAGACUACGGUCAGAUCCCUAAGGUGGAACGAUGUGACAUGGAUGGACAGAACCGGACCAAGCUGGUGGACAGUAAGAUCGUCUUCCCGCAUGGCAUCACCCUGGACCUGGUCAACAGGCUGGUCUACUGGGCUGAUGCCUAUCUGGACUACAUCGAAGUAGUGGACUACGAGGGAAAGAACAGACACACCAUCAUACAAGGGCUUCUGAUUGAACACCUCUAUGGGCUGACUGUGUUCGAGAACUACCUGUACGCCACCAACUCGGAUAAUGCCAACAUGCAGCCCAAGACCAGCGUCAUUCGCGUCAACCGAUUCAACAGCUCAGACUUCCAGGUGGUGACGCGGGUGGAUAAGGGUGGAGCACUGCACGUGUACCACCAAAGACGUCAACCCCCAGUGCGGAGUCAUGCUUGUGCACCGGAUCAGUUUGGAAAACCAGGAGGAUGCUCCGAUAUCUGCCUGCUGGGAAACAGCCACAAAUCCCGAACGUGCCGCUGUCGUUCCGGUUUCAGUUUGGGCAGCGAUGGCAAAUCCUGCAAGAAACCAGAGCAUGAGCUCUUCCUGGUCUAUGGGAAAGGUCGUCCGGGCAUUAUCCGUGGCAUGGACAUGAACUCUAGACUUCCCGACGAGUACAUGAUUCCCAUCGAGAACCUGAUGAAUCCCAGAGCUCUGGACUUCCACGCUGAGACAGAGUUCAUCUAUUUUGCAGAUGCCACCAACUAUAUCAUUGGCCGGCAGAAGAUUGAUGGCACAGAGAGAGACACCAUUGUGAAAGAGGGUAUCCACACAGUGGAGGGUAUUGCAGUGGACUGGAUUGGGCAGAACCUGUACUGGACGGAUGAUGGACCAAAGAAGACCAUCAGCGUUGCCAGGCUGGAGAAGGCCUCCCAGACCCGCAAGACCCUUAUAGAGGGCAAGAUGACCCACCCCCGCGCCAUUGUGGUGGAUCCUUUACAUGGGUGGAUGUAUUGGAGCGACUGGGAGGAGGAACCUAAAGAGAGUAACAGAGGCAGUAUCAGAAAGGCCUGGAUGGAUGGAUCCAAUAUAGGAAUUCUCCUCACCUCUAAAACAGUACUGUGGCCCAAUGGGCUGAGUCUGGACAUCGAGCAGGGCCUCCUUUACUGGGUUGAUGCCUACUAUGACCGCAUCGAGAUGGUCAACCUUAACACCACCGACCGAACGACCAUUUAUGAGGGACAGGAGCUGAGCCACCCCUUUGGUUUGUGUCACUACAAAAACUUCCUUUUCUGGAACGAAUACCGUGGAGGAAGUAUCUAUAAGCUCAAUCAGAUCACCAAGAAAGUCACGCUGCUACGGAACGAACGCCCACCAAUUUACGAGAUCCGCACCUACGACGCUGAACAGCAGCCAAGUACGGGAUCUAAUGCGUGCAGAUUUGGUAACGGAGGCUGUAGCAGUCUGUGUUUGGUCACGCCCAGUGGCAGGUCGUGUGCAUGUGCAGAUGACCAGAUUCUGGACACUGACAACAAGACCUGCAAAGCCAACCCCUCCUAUAUCCCCCCUCCUCAGUGCCAGCCAGGAGAGUUUGCCUGUAAGAACAACCGUUGUAUCCAGGAGCGCUGGAAGUGUGACGGCGACAAUGACUGUCUUGACAACAGCGACGAAGCCUCCGAGCUCUGCCUCCAGCACACCUGCCCUGGCAACCGUUUUAAAUGUCAGAAUAACCGCUGCAUCCCACUGCGCUGGCUGUGUGAUGGAGACAACGACUGUGGCAAUGAUGAGGAUGAGUCCAACACCACAUGCUCAGCUCGCACAUGUCCUCCAAACCAGUAUGCCUGUGCCAGUGGGCGCUGCAUCCCUCACUCCUGGACCUGUGAUCUGGAUGAUGACUGCGGUGACCGUUCAGACGAGCCAGCCUCCUGCGCUUAUCCCACCUGUUUCCCCCUCACCCAGUUCACCUGUGCCAAUGGACGCUGCAUCAAUGUCAACUGGCGCUGUGAUAAUGAUAACGACUGUGGUGACAACAGCGAUGAAGCGGGCUGCAGUCACUCGUGUUCCAGUGUGCAGUUCAAAUGUAACAGCGGCCGCUGUAUUCCUGAAUACUGGACCUGUGACGGAGACAACGACUGUGGUGACUACAGCGAUGAGACGCACGCCAACUGCACCAACCAGGCCACACGGCCACCUGGCGGUUGUCACGCUGACGAGUUUCAGUGUCGCAUGGAUGGCUUGUGCAUCCCCAUGCGCUGGCGUUGCGAUGGGGACACCGACUGCAUGGACCUCAGUGAUGAGAAGAACUGCGAGGGGGUCACACACAUGUGUGACCCCACCGUCAAGUUCGGCUGCAGGGACUCAGCGAGGUGUAUCAGUAAGGCAUGGGUGUGUGACGGAGACAGUGACUGUGAAGACAACUCAGAUGAAGACAAUUGCGAGGCACUGGUGUGUAAGCUCUCUCACCAUGUGUGUGCCAGCAACGACUCCAUCUGCCUGCCUGCUGAGAAAGUGUGUGACGGCACCGACGACUGCCCGGACGGCUCAGACGAGAAGCUCUGUGACCUGUGUUCAUUGGAGAAUGGCGGUUGUAGUCAUAAUUGCAGCAUCGCUCCUGGUGAGGGAAUUCUCUGUUCCUGUCCACCUGGUAUGGAGCUGGGCCCAGACAACAAAACCUGCCAGAUCCAGAGCUUCUGUGCCAAGCAUCUGAAAUGCAGCCAGCGGUGCAUUCAGGAGAAAGCCAUCGUCAAGUGCGCAUGCUACGAGGGCUGGACUCUGGACACGGACAAAGAGACCUGCAUUAGCACUGAUCCCUUCAAACCCUUCAUCAUCUUCUCUAACCGCCACGAGAUCCGCCGUAUCGACCUGUACCGGGGCGAGUUCAGCGUUCUGGUGCCCGGCUUAAGGAACACCAUAGCCCUGGACUUUCACCUGAACCAGAGCGCUCUCUACUGGACCGACGUGGUGGAGGACAAGAUCUAUCGUGGCAAACUCUCUGAAAACGGAGCUCUGACCAGUUUUGAGGUGGUCAUUCAGUAUGGUCUGGCUACUCCAGAGGGACUGGCGGUGGACUGGAUAGCUGGAAACAUUUACUGGGUGGAGAGUAAUUUGGAUCAGAUCGAGGUGGCCAAGCUGGACGGCACAAUGCGCACCACCCUGCUGGCUGGGGAGGUGGAACACCCCCGUGCCAUUGCUCUGGACCCCAGAGACGGUAUUCUUUUCUGGACGGACUGGGAUGCCAGCCUGCCCAGGAUAGAGGCGGCCUCCAUGAGUGGUGAGGGUCGUCGUACCAUCCAUAAGGAGACUGGUAACGGUGGGUGGCCAAACGGGCUCACAGUGGACUACCUGGAGCGACGCAUUCUGUGGAUCGAUGCCAGAUCUGAUGCUAUUUACUCUGCUGCCUACGAUGGUUCCGGCCUCAUCGAAGUUCUCCGGGGACACGAGUACUUGUCGCACCCCUUUGCCGUCACCAUGUACGGAGGGGAGGUUUACUGGACGGACUGGCGCACCAACACACUGGCUAAGGCCAAUAAAUGGACGGGUCAUAAUGUGACCGUGGUCCAGAGGACAAAUACCCAGCCCUUUGACCUUCAGGUGUACCAUCCCUCCAGACAACCACAGGCUCCAAAUCCCUGUGCUGCUAAUAACGGGAAGGGACCGUGCUCUCACCUGUGUCUUAUCAACUACAACCAGACCUUCUCGUGCGCCUGCCCUCACCUCAUGAAGCUCCAGGCCGACAAACACACCUGCUAUGAGUUUCGGCAGUUCCUCCUGUAUGCCCGUCAGAUAGAGAUCAGAGGAGUGGACAUCGACAACCCUUAUUACAACUACAUCAUCUCCUUCACCGUCCCCGACAUCGACAACGUGACGGCGGUGGACUACGAUGCUCUGGAGCACCGCAUAUACUGGUCAGACGUGCGUACGCAGACCAUUAAGCGAGCCUUCAUCAACGGCACGGGCGUGGAGACGGUGGUGUCUGCAGAUCUGCCUAACGCUCACGGUCUUGCUGUGGACUGGGUCUCUCGGAACCUGUUCUGGACUAGCUAUGAUGCCAACAAGAAACAGAUCAACGUGGCUCGACUGGAUGGCUCCUUUAAGAAUGCAGUCAUUCAAGGCCUCGACAAACCCCACUGCCUAGUCCUGCAUCCCAUUCUUGGAAAGCUCUAUUGGACGGACGGUGACAACAUCAGCAUGGCCAACAUGGAUGGCACCAACCGCACUCUGCUCUUCACCAAUCAGAAAGGACCAGUGGGUCUCUCAAUUGAUUUCGACACGGAGCAACUGUACUGGAUCAGCUCCGGAAACAGCACCAUCACCCGGUGUAAACUGGAUGGCAGCGGCCUGGAGAUCAUGGAGGGAGUGAAGGGAAAACUAACCAAAGCCACAGCGUUGGCCAUCAUGGGGGACAAGCUGUGGUGGGCAGACCAGGGCACCGACCAGAUUGGCACCUGCGACAAAAGUGAUGGAAGCAACUGGAAGGUUCUACGCAACAACACCUCACCCAUGAUGCACAUGAAGAUUUACAAUGAGACUGUGCAGAAAGGCACCAAUCUGUGCAGUAACAAUAAUGGAGAAUGUUCCCAGCUGUGCCUGCCCACCUCUCCCACCACCAGGGCCUGCAUGUGCACUGCCGGAUACAGCCUGAAGAGCGGCCAGCAGUCCUGUGAAGGCAUGGGUUCUUUCCUGCUGUACUCCGUACACGAGGGCAUUCGCGGCAUCCCUCUGGACCCAUCUGAUAAAUCUGAUGCCCUGGUGCCAGUCUCUGGCACCUCCUUGGCAGUGGGCAUUGAUUUUCAUGCUGAGAAUGACACCAUCUAUUGGGUGGACAUGGGCCUUAGCACCAUCAGCCGAGCCAAGAGAGACCAGACAUGGAGAGAGGACGUGGUGACCAACGGGAUUGGCCGAGUGGAAGGCAUCACUGUGGACUGGAUAGCAGGAAAUAUCUACUGGACAGACCAGGGCUUUGACGUGAUUGAAGUGGCCAGACUGAAUGGCUCUUUCCGCUACGUGGUCAUCUCUCAAGGCCUAGACAAACCCCGGGCAAUCACUGUACACCCAGAGAAAGGGUACCUGUUCUGGACAGAGUGGGGUCAGUACCCUCGUAUUGAGCGGUCCCGUCUCGACGGUUCUGAGAGAGUGGUUCUGGUCAACGUCAGCAUCAGCUGGCCAAACGGCAUCUCUAUUGACUAUCAGGAUGGUCUGCUGUACUGGUGCGAUGCACGCACUGAUAAGAUAGAACGCAUUAAUCUGGAGACGGGAGACAACCGGGAGCUGGUGUUGGCCAGUAACAACAUGGACAUGUUUGCAGUGUCUGUCUUUGAGAACUACAUCUACUGGAGUGACAGAACUCAUGCUAACGGCUCCAUCAAGAGGGGCAGUAAGGAGAACGCCACUGAUUUGGUCUACCUCAGGACAGGCAUCGGCGUACAACUCAAAGACAUCAAAGUCUUCAACCGCGCUAGACAGCAAGGUACAAACAUCUGUAAGGACAACAACGGCGGCUGUGAGCAGCUGUGUCUUUACCGCGGUAACAACAACAGAACGUGCGCUUGUGCACAUGGCAUGCUAGCAGAGGACGGUCGCAGUUGUCGCGACUACGACGGCUAUCUGCUCUAUUCAGAGCGCACAAUAUUGAAGAGCAUACAUUUGUCAGAUGAGACUAACCUUAACGCGCCCAUAAAGCCUUUUGAAGACCCCGAACACAUGAAGAAUGUCAUCGCCCUCACGUUCGACUACCGCAGUGGUGGUGGAAAAGGCGCCAAUCGCGUUUUCUACAGCGACAUCCACUUCGGCAACAUUCAACAGAUCAACGACGAUGGCUCCGACCGCAAGACCGUGGUGGAGAAUGUGGGGUCAGUGGAAGGUCUGGCAUACCACAAAGCCUGGGACACUCUGUACUGGACCAGUUACACCACAUCCACCAUCACACGCCACACAGUGGACCAGAGCCGCAGUGGAGCCUUUGACAAGGACACAGUGGUCACCAUGUCUGGAGAUGACCACCCCCGAGCCUUUGUCCUGGACGAAUGCCAAGACCUGAUGUUCUGGACUAACUGGAAUGAACAGUCUCCCAGUAUCAUGCGUGCUUCUCUGUCCGGCGCCAACAUGCUGGUGAUUAUCGGCAGCGACAUCCGCACACCCAACGGUCUGGCCAUAGACCACCGCGCAGAGAAACUCUACUUCUCUGACGCCACACUGGACAAGAUAGAGCGCUGUGAAUAUGAUGGUAGCCAUCGCUAUGUGGUUCUGAAGAACGAGCCAGUGCAUCCGUUCGGUCUGGCCGUGUACGGAAACUUCAUUUUCUGGACAGACUGGGUGCGCAGGGCCGUUCUGAGGGCAGACAAGUACACGGGCGGAGACAUGAAAGUCCUCCGUGCCGACAUUCCCCAGCAGCCAAUGGGAAUCAUCGCUGUAGCCAAGGACACCAAUAGCUGCGAAUUCUCUCCAUGUCUGAAAAACAACGGUGGCUGUCAGGACCUGUGCCUGCUGACCUCAGACGGCAGAGUCAAUUGCAGCUGCAGAGGAGAACGCAAACUACUGGAGGACAACACCUGUGUCGCUCAGAACACGUCCUGCAGCAGUGUGGAUGAUUUUGAAUGUGGAAACGGAGAUUGCAUCAACUACAGCCUGACCUGUGACGGACGGGCGCACUGCAAGGACAAGUCAGACGAGAAACAUUCGUACUGCUCUAACCGAAUGUGUAAGAAAGGUUACAGACGUUGUGGGAAUGGGCGCUGUAUUGGACUCAGUUUCUGGUGUGAUGGGACUGAUGACUGUGGAGAUCGAUCAGAUGAAGUACCUUGUAACAUGACUCUGUGCUCGCCAGCUGAGUUCCAAUGCAGGAACGGUGGCUGCAUCUCCAACUCCAGUCGCUGUAACCAGGUGGUGGAUUGUGAGGACGCCAGUGAUGAGAUGAACUGCCCUCUCACAGACUGUAACAGUUACUACCUGCUGGGUGUGAAGGGUGUGACCUUUCAGCGCUGUGAGAAGACCACACUGUGCUACGCCCCCACCUGGGUUUGUGACGGCUCCAACGACUGCGGAGAUUUCUCUGACGAGAGGAGCUGUCCUGACACAAAGAAGCUGAAGUGUCCGGUGAAUUUCUUUGCCUGUCCCAGCGGCCGCUGUAUCCCUAUGAGCUGGACAUGCGAUAAAGAGAACGACUGUGAGAACGGAGCUGAUGAGACGCACUGUGAUAAAUUCUGCUCCCCCAGUCAGUUUGAGUGUUGGAACCAUCGCUGUAUUUCUAGCUCCUGGGUGUGUGACGGCACUGACGACUGUGGAGACGGAUCUGAUGAGGACUCACGAUGCAAGUCAAAGACAUGCAGUCCUGAGGCGUUCCACUGCCCUGGCUCAUACAUGUGUGUCCCUCAGCGAUGGAAGUGUGAUGGAGACAAGGACUGCCCUGAUGGAGCGGAUGAGGGAACAGCGGCUGGCUGUAUAUAUAAUACCACCUGUAAUGAGAUGGAGUUUAAGUGUCAGGAUAAUCAGUGCAUCCCCAAACACUUUGCGUGCGACCAUGACGUGGACUGCAAAGAUGGCUCUGAUGAGUCCCCCGAAUGCGAGUACCCGACAUGCGGGCCCAAUGAUUUCCGCUGUGCUAACGGCCAGUGUCUGAAGCAGAAGAACUGGGUGUGUGACGGAGAAUUUGACUGUCACGACCAGUCUGACGAGGCGCCCAAAAACCCCCACUGCUCUGACUCAGAGAAGCAUUGUAAUGACAGUGCCCACAUGUGUGCCAGUGGAAAGUGUGUGAACGAGACGCUGCUGUGUGACGGAAAUGACGACUGCGGCGACGGAUCCGACGAACUCAACUGCAAUGUCAAUGAAUGUCUCAACAGCAAAAUCAGUGGCUGCUCUCAGCUCUGCGAGGACCUCAAAAUAGGCUUUAAGUGUCGCUGUCGGCCAGGCUUCCGGCUGAAGAAUGACGGAAAGACCUGUGUGGAUGUAGACGAGUGCAGCACCACCUACCCCUGUUCCCAGCGCUGUAUCAACACUCACGGGAGCUUUCACUGUCUGUGUGUGGAUGGCUACACACUGAGACCUGAGGACCCAACCAGCUGCAAGUCCACCUCAGAGGAGGAACCUUUCCUCAUUUUCGCUAACCGCUACUACCUGAGAAAACUCAACCUGGAUGGUACCAACUACACCUUGAUCAAACAGGGCCUGAACAAUGCUGUGGCUCUUGAUUACCACUAUGCAGAACAGAUGAUUUACUGGACAGAUGUGACGACACAGGGCAGCAUGAUCCGCCGCAUGCACAUCAACGGCAGUAAUGUGCAGGUGUUGCACAGGACCUCUCUGAGUAACCCUGAUGGGCUGGCAGUGGACUGGGUGGGCGGAAACCUGUACUGGUGUGAUAAGGGUAGAGACACCAUCGAAGUGUCCAAGCUGAAUGGAGCCUACAGGAGUGUUUUGGUCAGCACCGGUCUGAGGGAACCCAGAGCUGUGGCCGUGGACGUACGCAAUGGAUACCUGUACUGGUCAGACUGGGGAGACAUCCCUCACAUUGGUCGCAUUGGUAUGGACGGCACUGACCGACGAGUCAUCAUCCAAGACAAGAUCACAUGGCCCAAUGGCCUCACACUGGACUUCAUUAACGACCGCAUCUACUGGGCCGACGCCCGGGAAGACUACAUCGCAUUCGCCAGUCUCGAUGGUUCCAGCAGACACACAGUGCUGAAUCAUGACAUCCCACACAUUUUCGCCAUGACUCUGUUUGAGGACUUUAUCUACUGGACUGACUGGGAGACCAAAUCCAUCAACAGAGCCCAUAAGACACAAGGCACAAACAAAACCAUGCUUAUCAGCACUCUCCACAGACCAAUGGAUAUCCACAUAUACCAUCCACACAGACAACCUGAAGUGUUCAAUCACCCAUGUCAGACAGAUAACGGUGGCUGCAGUAAUCUGUGUCUGCUCUCCCCUGGCGGAGGCUAUAAGUGUGCCUGCCCCACCAACUUCUACCUGGCCGCCGAUGGACGCCAGUGUCUCUCCAACUGCACCGCCAGCCAGUUUGUGUGUAAGAAUGAUAAGUGUAUUCCCUUCUGGUGGAAGUGUGACACUGAGGAUGACUGUGGUGACCGCUCAGACGAGCCUGCUGACUGCCCGGAGUUUAAAUGCCGACCAGGCCAGUUCCAGUGUGGUACGGGGAUCUGCACAAACCCAGCAUACAUCUGUGACGGAGACAAUGACUGUCAGGACAACUCAGACGAGGCCAACUGUGACAUCCACGUGUGCUUGCCUAGUCAAUUCAAGUGCUCUCAUCCCAGCCGCUGUAUCCCCGGAAUCUUCCGCUGCAAUGGACAGAACAACUGCGGCCAAGGAGAGGACGAGAAAGACUGCCCCGAAGUGACUUGUGCUCCAAACCAGUUCCAGUGUGCUAUCACAAAACGCUGUAUACCGCGCGUCUGGGUGUGUGACCGGGAUAACGACUGUGUGGAUGGAUCUGAUGAACCAGCCAACUGCACUCAGAUGAUCUGCGGGGUAGAUGAAUUCCGCUGUAAGGAUUCUGGUCGCUGUAUCCCAGCCCGCUGGAAGUGUGACGGAGAGGAUGACUGCGGGGAUGCCUCAGACGAACCCAAGGAGGAGUGUGAUGAGCGGACAUGUGAGCCCUAUCAGUUCCGCUGUAAGAAUAAUCGCUGUGUGCCUGGACGCUGGCAGUGUGACUAUGACAACGAUUGCGGAGACAACUCAGACGAAGAGAAGUGUGUUCCACGGCAGUGUUCGGAGAGUGAGUUUGCCUGCACUAAUGGCCGUUGUAUUGCUGGGCGGUGGAAGUGUGAUGGGGACCAUGACUGUGCUGAUGGAUCAGAUGAGCACGGCUGUGAUCUGAAGUGUGACAACGACCAGUUUCCAUGUAAGAAUGGUCACUGCAUCCCCAUUCGAUGGAGGUGUGAUUCAGACUUGGACUGCAUGGACGGCAGUGACGAGGAGAAGUGUGACACCUCUGGAGAGAGGCACUGUCCUCAGGAUGAGUUUCAGUGUAAUAACACGCUGUGCAAACCCCUGGCCUGGAAGUGUGAUGGAGAGGAUGACUGUGGGGACAAUUCUGAUGAGAAUCCAGAGGAGUGCAGGAAAUUCCAGUGUCCACCCACCAGAACUUUCCGCUGUUUGAACGACCGAGUGUGUCUGUGGAGCGGCAAACGCUGCGAUGGCGUCAAUAACUGCGGCGAUAACUCAGAUGAGAUGAACUGCGAUGAUCACAAGGCCACGUGCGACAAAGACAUGUUUGAGUGCAGCAAUGGCAAAUGCAUCAGUGCCAACCUGCGCUGCAACUUCUUCAAUGACUGCGAGGACUAUGGCUCAGAUGAGAUCGGCUGCAAGACCGACACCAUGCUAAAUGACUGUAAGAGUAACAGGUCCCUGUGUGGGGAUGGAGAUGAGGCUCAUUGUGUUACUAAUGGGACGGAUUCGUUCUGCUCCUGUAAACCUGGCUUCCAGAACGUCGGGCACAACACCUGUGAAGAUAAGAAUGAGUGCAAAGAGUUUGGCGUGUGUUCUCAAAUCUGUAACAACACCAAAGGCUCCUACAAAUGCAGCUGCCACAAGUACUUCACUAAGAUUAAGGACACAUGCAAAGCAGACAGUCUGAACAGUAACCGUCAAGUGCUGUACAUUGCUGACGAUAAUGAGAUCCGGAGCUUAGACCCUGGCAUGCCCAACUGGGUGUACGAGCAGACUUUCCAGGGCGAUGCCAGCGUCCGAAUCGAUGCCAUGGACCUGCACGUCAAAAGCAACCGCAUCUUCUGGACCAACUGGCACACGGGGGGCAUCUCCUCUUAUCAGUUACCAUCCUCAUCCUCGUCUUCAUCCUCAGGCCCAUCUUCCAACUCCCACCGCAACAAACGACAGAGCGAGGGCACAGUUACCAACCUGGAGAUCCCAGGUCUGAAGAUGCCGCGGGGUAUAGCGGUGGACUGGGUGGCCGGUAACCUGUACUGGACUGACUCGGGCCGAGAUGUGAUCGAGGUGGCCCAGAUUUCGGGCCAGAACCGCAAGACCCUAAUUUCCGGCAUGAUCGACGAGCCUUACGCCAUCGUAGUGGACCCCCAGAGAGGGACAAUGUACUGGGCAGACUGGGGCAAUCACCCCAAGAUUGAGACAGCGGCCAUGGAUGGCACCCUGAGACAGACACUGGUCCAUGAGAACAUUCAGUGGCCCACAGGUCUGGCUGUAGACUACUUUAAUGAGCGUCUGUACUGGGCCGAUGCCAAGCUGUCUGUCAUCGGCAGCGUACGUCUGGAUGGAUCUGACCCCAUGGUGGCUGUCUCCGGCCUCAAAAACAAUCUUCUGCACCCCUUCAGCAUUGAUAUCUUUGAGGACUACAUCUAUGGUGUCACCUACAUCAACAACUUUGUCUUCAGGGUCAACAAGUUUGGCAAAGGGCCAAUGGAGAACCUGACCACAGGAAUCAACCACGCUACAGAUAUUGUCCUUUACCACCGCUACAAACAACCUGAGAUGACUAACCCAUGUGACAGGAAGAAGUGUGAGUGGCUGUGUCUGCUCAGCCCUAGUGGCCCUGUCUGCACCUGCCCUAACGACCGUAUCGCAGACAACGGCACCUGCGUGGAGCGGCCCCCGACAACACAGUCUCCCUCUCUUCCCUCUGGGGCCUGUAAUGUGCAGUGUCAGAAUGGUGGAAGCUGCUUCCUUAACUUCCAUAAUCAGCCCAAGUGUCGCUGUCCAACCAGCUACACCGGGGAGAGGUGUGAAAUCGACCAGUGCCGAGACUACUGUAAGAACGGAGGCACCUGUUCUCCCUCAUUCACAGGAGCUCCUACCUGCCGCUGCCUGAUGGGUUUCACUGGGCCCAACUGUAACCUGCCCACCUGUAAGGACCACUGUCUGAACGGAGGAAACUGCACUGUUAACCAAGGAAACCAGCCCACCUGCGUCUGUCCUCCAGACUUCCUGGGAGAUAUGUGCCAGUACAGUAAAUGUGAGGAUUACUGUGAGAAUGGAGGCACAUGCAUGCAGAAAGCCAACGGCACCAAGGUGUGUCGCUGUCCCUCACACUCACUCGGCCAGCGCUGUGAGGUCAACAAGUGUCUGUACUGUGGCCCUGGCAAGUGUUUGAACCCCUCUCCUGGAGUAUUCACCUGCAGCUGUCCAGACGGAGAGACUCGUUCCAGCUGCUUCACAUGUAAAGACUUCUGCAUUAAUGGCCAGUGUUCUAUGGAGCCCCGCACAAUGCUGCCACAGUGUCGGUGUCCGCCCGGCUGGCAGGGCUAUCGUUGUCAAGUAGUCGUCUCUGCUACAGAAGCUACAGACUCCCAUGGCAAUACUGCUUCCAUUGCAAUCCCAGUGCUCUUGCUGCUAUUACUGGCGCUGUUGGUGGUUGGUGCCAUCUUGUGGUAUAAGAGGAGAAUGCGUGGUGCUAAAGGAUUCCAGCACCAGAGAAUGACUAAUGGGGCUAUGAAUGUGGAGAUUGGGAACCCAGCCUAUAAGAUCUAUGAGGGGGAGCCAGACGACGACGCAGGGGAGCUGCUGGACUCUGACUUUACACUGGACCCAGACAAGCCCACCAACUUCACCAACCCAGUGUACGCCACGCUUUACAUGGGCGCCCACAACAGCCGCAAUUCCCUGGCCAGCACGGACGAGAAGAAAGAACUGCUCUCUCAAGUGGAUGACGACAUGGGCGACCCACUAGCGUAGAGCCAUCCUGCCCACAGCCCCGCGCUGAGCCCAAGGAAGAAUGACGAAAAACAAACCAACAAAACUCCCCAUUUAUGCCUUUACAAAGUGGAAGAAAAAAAAGCAACAAGAAAGCGAGAACACUGUACAAAAUGUAAAAAAAAAAAAAAAAAGGAAAAAACAGAAUGAAGGACUACUUUUGUAUGUGAUUGCAGUAUUAUAUUUUAUUCUUAAAGAAUUCCUUCCAGUCAGAAAGAACCCUUUUUUUCCUUCCUUGGCUUUUUUUCUUUCUUCUUCUUUUUUUCCCCUCACUCUGCUUCCCUGUCUCCCCUCCACGUAUAGCCACUACCUCUGUGCUAAAUGAGAUAUGAACAACAUUGGAACUUUUUUUGUAUUAAUUGUACAAAAGUCAUUCUGAAAAAGACAAAAUUGCCAAGUGUUUGUGCGUAAACCAAUAAGGGAGAGAAGAGAGCAGAGCUGACUGCUCUAAUCUGAAUGGUACUAAUGCUGGUUCAGACGCACUGUGUGUGUGUGUGUGUGUGUGUGUGUGUGUGUGUGUGUGUGUGUGUGUAGCCUCUACUGAAUGAAUCGGCCAGGAGAAGGGGUGUGUGUUUGAUAGGUGGCGUAGACACAGAGGGGUCUGCAUGAUUGGUUCCUUCCAUAUGCUUAUCUCAGAGAACGACGCUCAAAAUGAUUGUUUUACAUCCUUGCACAGAUGGAAUUUAGAUACAUAUUUACAUAUAUAUAAACAUAUUUACAAAGUGUCUUGAAAGAAAAAUGUACCCAGGUAUACAAACAGGCAUUCAUACAAAUAGCAGAGUAUAAUUUUUUUAGACAUUGCUUUUUAGUGGUUUUAGAAAUGAAAUCGUGCUGCGUAAAGCAUGAUUGAUGAAUGGGUGAACGGAUGGACGGAUGUU